ACUUUUUUACAAGAUAGAUAACAUAUAUACUCUUUUCUCUAACAUACUUAGAAUUACGGUCUAUGCCGAAAUAUUGCAUUACAGCGUUCGACCGGUACCCGCUUCUUUACCAGCCUCCUCAUUGGAGAAGGUUCAUCUGUUGAGUCACAGGUAUCGCCGCCAAUUGGCAACGUGUAGGUCGCAGUACCAGAAAAAGAAAUUGCAUUGUUACUCGUUUAUACUUCGAAUCUACCAGCCUUAUGAUUGGAUACAUCGGCCCGUUUGUCGUGGCGCGCAAGGAGAUAAAUGUAACCGGUAAACAGACGGGUAGGAGAAAAAAAGUACACUCGCCUCAAGCCAAAGUUCGAUUUCUUCCCGCCGUGACACGGCCCGCUUUCCUCUCCUGGGGUUUCAUCUCUCCUCCCAAUUCCAUCGCCCUCUUCGAUCGAAUCCUGCGCCGAUGUAGUCUCCUCCAGCCGGAUGCUCACGGCGGGGCCACGAACAAGCCGGCGGCGGCACCGUCUUGGUGGACGGCAGGCAAGCACGCGACGAUGCACGAAGUUGGGAUCAACGCAAUAGAAGAGGGCUGCUUGACUUCCAAUAAUUUCUCUGCUGCUUUGGUAAAUAAACUUCAAUUGCAUUUGAGUUGGAACGGUUCUACUUAUUAUGUGCUGUGUCCAGAGCUGAUCAGGAUGACAGGGGGGACAUGGCAAACAUUUCCUAGAGCACCAAAGCAGAUCUGUCAUGUGAAGAAGAGUGACGAUGCUUAUUUCUUUUUGGUCAGAUAGCACUGUUCUUGUGAUAGACAAAUCCAUGCUGCUUCCUUCUUCAAUGCAGUGAUGACAGGUGCUAGUAACUAGACGAUGGGGUUACACAGGGCAAGCACCUCGAGAAAGUAGACUCCAGAUUUCUAGUUCUCUUGGGUGCUUUAGGUCGUCAGCUUUUGUUGUUUAAGUUUAUUGCAAUCCAAUCAAUCACUUUUUUUUUGUUUUUCUCUUCAUAAUCUCAUACUGUCUGUCUGACCAACUGGAUUAUACUGCAUUAAUUGUAUUCUAAGCUUCACAA
This is a messenger RNA of Musa acuminata AAA Group (dessert banana), 1044 nucleotides long. RefSeq lists its product as uncharacterized. NCBI's taxonomy places the organism in Eukaryota, Viridiplantae, Streptophyta, Magnoliopsida, Zingiberales, Musaceae. Bases 240 to 767 code for a protein of 175 amino acids. The record is from RefSeq and is a predicted model, not a curated record. The transcript is spliced from 4 exons.